GGCAAACAACGUCUGCAAGUCCGGCUCCGAGUCAAAACACCAUACGCUCAGUCGCAUCAUCAAUGUCAAGUCAAGUAAACAGCAAGGAGGAAGAAGAAGUAGCACCCCUUCAACGGCCACCAUCUCCCCCUCUUCAUACAACAUUCGCUGCUCGCGGUCUACAUGCACAAAACUUUCCUGCGCAUAAACCGCGUGAUCUACGUAUACCCUCACCUCAAGCUAUAACCCAUGUAGCAUGGAGUUGCGAUGGGAAGCGUUUAGCUGGCGUUGGUAUCGACAAAAUCACUCGGAUCUGGACUCCAGAAACUAGCAUGGAAUCAAGAGCUGCAACCCACUUCUCUGGCGGUCAUUCCGAUGAUGUUGACUAUAUAUCAUGGAAUCCCACUCAUCCAGAGUUAUUUUGUACGUCGAGUCAGAAGGACAGAAGGAUUGUAUUUUGGGAUGCACGACAAAGUCGGCAUACGCAGCAAAUAAUUCUAAAAAUCUCACCCGUGCAGACAAAUUAUUCUCCAGACGGCCGGGCUUUGAUAUUUACUUCGGCCGGGCACCAGCUCUUUUUCUUAACAUACGGGAAAGAUGGUGAUGCACCAAAGGCGCAAUGGCAUCUCUCAGAUAAGGACGGGAGCAUUGUCGCAUCCACCGCCAUGUUCAAUCAUGUCGGCGAUGGUAUAAUUCUGACACAUCAUUCUGAGCAUAGCGUUCGGGUCAUGGACUACCCAACGCUCACCCUUAGAGAAAGCCCUGCCGCUCAUGUCGGAGGUUGUGUUGCAGUAGCACUCGAUCCCCGGGGGAGAUAUCUUGCAUCUGGUGGCUACGACUCAAUUGUCAACAUGUUCGAUCUGAGUGAAUGGAUAUGCGCUCGGACAAUCUCCACUUGCGAAAAUGCGAUCAAUGCAUUGAGCUUCUCGUACGAUGGAGAGUACCUCGCUAUUGCAAAUACAGGACCCUAUAUCGAUAUAUGUGCAACAGAGACGGGUGCCCCAUUGCAUCGUGUUCCUGCAUUGGCACCAUCACCUACAGUGACAUGGCAUCCCUCAAAAUACGUCUUUGCUUAUUGUGGGCAAACAAAGCUCCGGGAGGGUGGACCUCCUCCUGUGGCUAUUAUCAGCCUAUUUGGGGGUGGAAUUUGAUAGGCGAGCUUUGGGAUUAUUAUCACUCAUGUCGUUAAAUCGCCACACUUGUUCGAGUUCCUUCGAUUCUGUACGAAAAUUCGAUGGAUUGUGACAACUACAGGUUUGAAAGGUCCAUCAGCGUGUUCCAAAAAGUUGGCGUCUAAUGUAUCCUGUGGGCGCAAUGAUUUUCUUCUCCUGAAAAACUUGCGCCCGAUCGGACUACUUUCUGAUGGAUGGCCUUUGUAGUUGCACUAACUUUCACAAAUGGGGCGAGUGUCCUUGGUAAUUGUGACAGAACUAGUAGUCCAUCAAAGAUGCGGUGUUUCAGCGCUCGGUUAUAUAUCAGUUCGCAGUGCCUUUCGGGGUC
Molecule: messenger RNA, 1479 nt
Organism: Suillus plorans
Lineage: Eukaryota; Fungi; Basidiomycota; Agaricomycetes; Boletales; Suillaceae
Product: WD40-repeat-containing domain protein
Exons: 8
Coding region: 63-1130 (355 amino acids)
Biological process (GO): mRNA export from nucleus
Cellular component (GO): THO complex part of transcription export complex
Molecular function (GO): protein binding
Source: RefSeq, a predicted model, not a curated record